Molecule: messenger RNA, 947 nt
Organism: Ochotona princeps (American pika)
Lineage: Eukaryota; Metazoa; Chordata; Mammalia; Lagomorpha; Ochotonidae
Gene: UBE2N
Product: ubiquitin conjugating enzyme E2 N
Exons: 4
Coding region: 335-793 (152 amino acids)
Source: RefSeq, a predicted model, not a curated record
GACAGCAGCGCGGCUGGCUCGGCCACGGGCGCCGGAGCUCCGCGCCGCCCGCGCCGCCGCCCCCAAGUCCCUGCCCCGCCGCGGAGCGUCACUUCCGCCAACCGCCUCCGGCCGGGGUUGGGGCGGGGAACGCGGGGGAGGGGGCCCGGGCUGAGGGCAGGCCGCCCGCGUCCGAGCCGGGACUACAUUUCCCGAGGGGCCUCGGCGGCGGCGGCGGCGGCGGCGGCGGCGGGCGCGGCAACGUCCCCCGGAAGUAGAGCCCGGGACUUCCACUCGUGCGUGAGGCGAGCGGAGCCGGAGACGAGAGCAGAGGCCGAACUCGGGAUCUGACAAGAUGGCCGGGCUGCCCCGCAGGAUCAUCAAGGAGACCCAGCGUUUGCUGGCAGAACCAGUUCCUGGCAUUAAAGCAGAACCAGAUGAGAGCAACGCCCGCUAUUUUCAUGUGGUCAUUGCCGGCCCCCAGGAUUCCCCUUUUGAGGGAGGGACUUUUAAACUUGAACUAUUCCUUCCAGAAGAAUACCCAAUGGCAGCCCCUAAAGUACGUUUCAUGACCAAAAUUUAUCAUCCUAAUGUAGACAAGUUGGGAAGAAUAUGUUUAGAUAUUUUGAAAGAUAAGUGGUCCCCAGCACUGCAGAUCCGCACAGUUCUGCUAUCGAUCCAGGCUUUGUUAAGUGCUCCCAACCCAGAUGAUCCGUUAGCAAAUGAUGUAGCGGAGCAGUGGAAGACCAAUGAAGCCCAAGCCAUAGAAACAGCUAGAGCAUGGACUAGGCUAUAUGCCAUGAAUAAUAUUUAAAUCGAUCCGAUCAUCAAGUAUGCAUCACUUCUCCUGUUCUGCCAAGACUUCUUCCUUUUUGUUUGCAUUUAAUGGACACAGUCUUAGAAACAUUACAGAAUAAAAGCCCAGACAUCUUCAGUCCUUGGUGAUUAAAUGCACAUUAGCAAAUCUA